CAGGGGCCCUCGGAAUCUGUGUGUGACCCCCCACCCCUCCAGAUCUACACCGAAGAGCAGUGGACCCCAGGGGCCCUCGGAAUCUGUGUGUGACCCCCCCACCCCUCCAGAUCUACACGGAAGAGCAGUGGACCCCAGGGGCCCUCGGAAUCUGUGUGUGACCCCCACUCCUCUUAGGGUAGAUGGUGGGGGGGUCCGUGAGGAUGACCAGUGUGUGGCAGCAGACCAUCGCUCUCCUCUGGAAGAACCUGCUCCUCAAGUGGAGGAGGAAAUGGCACAGCAUCCUGGAAUGGCUCCAGGAUUUGGCCUACGUGCUGCUGAUGUUCCUGGUGGCGGCCUCUGCGCAGGUCUCACCCAUGAAUGAAUUCUCCCCAUAUGCGGCACUUGGGCGAGUAGACAGCUUCACAUCACAAAACUUCACGGUGGGAUACAUCAGCACUGCACCCACUGCCAGGGAGACCAUGCGAAGGGUGGCAGAGAGCCAGGACCUGCCAGGGUGGACAGUUCAGGAAUUUGAGGAUGAGGAAGCCCUGCUGAGUGAGGUGAAGAACCACACAGCCAUCGCUGUCAUCUUCCAUCAUCCAUUUCAAUAUCACAUCCGAUUCUCAGUCUACAACAUCUCCAGCCCCAAUGACUACACAUCAUACCAAGGUGUCUGUUCCAAUAUAUCAGAGAAUUGCUAUCCCACUUUUUACUGGUCCACGGGUUUCCUCUUCCUCCAGGCGAAGAUUGACUCUGCUAUAAUCGAGAUGACCACCAGUCACAUGGUUCAGGAGCAGCUGACAUCCAUCAUGGUGGGAAGGAUGGCCUCCACACAAUACUCCCACAGUCUGGUCAUUAGUGUUGGGAUCUUUGUCUUCGGGAUGUGCUUGUCAUACGUGUCCAUGAUGUAUCUUCUGUCCUUGUAUGUCACCCGGGAACGCAUGGAGAUGGGCACCAUCAUGAAGACCAUGAGGCUGAAGGAACGAGCCUUCUGGUUGUCCUGGGGAUUUCUCUAUCUCAUCUAUGUUAUCAUCAUUGCCAAUCUGAUGACCCUGGUUACAGGAUUCUUUGUGUUCACCAGAAGCUCUUAUGGGGUCAUCCUCCUGCUCUUCAUCCUGUAUGGUAUAGCAUCGAUCUGCGUCACAUUCAUGCUGAGCGCCCUCUUCAGGAAUCCCCGGGUCACAGCCAUUGCAGGAUUCUUUAUAACGCUCCUCACAUCGGCCUCAGGCCUCCUGCUGCUCAUGAAGAACCUUCCUAAAGCCGUUGAAGUCUUACUGUGCAUCUUCCCCCCAUUUGCCUUCUCAGUUGGACUAGUGGAGAGCGUCCACAUGGAGGAUGAUCUCCGAGGAGUCUUCUUCUCCCACCUGACAGACGUCUCCUCACACAUUGUGUUCUGCUGCAUCAGCCUCAUGGUGGAUUCUCUGCUCUAUGGUCUCCUCACCCUUUACUUCAGUAAGGUCCUCCCAGGUAGGUGA
Messenger RNA from Hyla sarda, 1457 nucleotides. RefSeq names its product ABC-type organic anion transporter ABCA8-like. Gene Ontology annotation, cellular component: intracellular membrane-bounded organelle; membrane. The record is from RefSeq and is a predicted model, not a curated record. NCBI's taxonomy places the organism in Eukaryota, Metazoa, Chordata, Amphibia, Anura, Hylidae. Bases 183 to 1457 code for a protein of 424 amino acids. Gene Ontology annotation, biological process: lipid transport; transmembrane transport. Gene Ontology annotation, molecular function: lipid carrier activity; ABC-type transporter activity. The transcript is spliced from 9 exons.